CAGUGUCGUUGCAGCCGCGGUCCCGUAUGGUUGUCUGACCGAGCGCUGUAUUUCGAUCCACUUAACUGUCGUUGUUGCCGUAUUUAAUCGGUCGUUUCCGUUGUCUGGAACGUGAUCGUUCCACGCUACGUGUCUGACGAAACGACGCUGUUUACGCUUGUUCAGCUUGGAUCGAUCGUUAACAGUGUUACAGUUCUGUUUGUGGUAUCGACUCGAAAGAGGCUCAGGAUGACAAUGGGCUAAACCGGUGAUACCGUUGAAGCAUCGGAAACGUUGUACCUGAAUUUGGGUCAAUGGAGUAACGUGUUGGUGUAACGUACUUGUCAACGAUUGGAAUACCGUGAGGUGCGGCAUUUUCUGAUAAUCGGGAGAAUAUAACGGUGUCGUUGCUAUAUAAGUGGUAUCGGUUGCGGGUUUUGUAAGAUGAGCCCGGCCUCCCAGGGCGGCGUGGAGGUGGAGCGUUACAUCGGUAGUUGUUUGAUAUCGUCGAGCAUCAGACCAGGAUCGCACAAGCCAAUCGUCGGUAGGAAACAGGAAGCUGUGAUUCGCGGGAAAACGCGAGGCUGUUACGGAACUGUGAACUUCCCGAGCGGAACGGAACAAUGUCAGGUGCAGUACGGACCUGGCGGUUGGACGGGCGCUCCGUUGAUAUCCAUGACGUCCAGCCCUCGCAGAUGCACGCAGAGAUCGUCACCGUCGCUCGGUCAGCAGCAACAGCAACAAUCACCGCCGCCGCAGCAGCAACAGCAGGCUUGCGAUCAGCAAGUAUCGGUUCACCUACACAAGAAUCCACUUUCUAGAUUGGCCAUUCACACGCAGGGAGCGCCGCUAAUCCUGGCCAAUCGGUUUCACAAUCGCGGCAAGAUACAUAACAGCGGGAACGCUAAUGGCAUUGCUAAUGCGGUGUGCAGCAAUACGGGCGCAGUGAAUAGUUACGUUCACAAUAACGUAGCUACCGUGACAUCGAACUGUACGAUGAACAACUCGGUGAGGUGUCCACCGUCGCGGCCCCAGAGGCCGAUAGAGCUCGGCAAGAAACAACAGACGAACGCGAAAUCGUCGGACUGCGCGACGACCAAGGAAACGACGAACACGGGAAACAACAUAGCGAAUAUCGAUUCAUUGAGUAUCGCGAGCGACGAGAGUUCAGGGUCGAACAAUUCCGAGAACAGCUUACCACGAAUCAUCAAGCCGCGGAAGCGCAGGAAGAAGGACAGAAAACCGCCGAACAACACGGUGGCCUCCGUGGAAGCGAAACACGACGAGCAACAGCAACAGUCAAAUUCGAGCGUGGCCAACGAACAACCGAGCGCGGGUUCUUUAAAACCGUACGUGCCGGCUUGUUACGAGCAACGUUACGAAGCCGCGCCUCACCUUAGAAACCAUAGAAGGCCACCCAUAGCGAGGGAAAGGACAACGGGCAGCAUGUCGGUGCAAGAGAUAGCCGACGCGAGGCAAAGGUAUCCGCACCGGCACGUGGAGGUGAAAGUGUUGGACGACAACAGAAACAUCGUUGUGCCGGCGCAAAUGCGCACCAUUCCGCCAAAGGGUUACAGACAUAACGGCCAUCACCAUUACCAUAAUCACGCCGUCAACGGCAACAACGUUCUGCGCUAUCUGCACGAAUACAACGAGCCGACGGCGACGACAGGCUGCGAGGACGGUAUCAACGACGAAUUAGGGCCGUGCCAGUGCCGGUAUUGCGAUCCCGCGGCUCUCAUAUGGGACGUGGAACAGAACUGUUACUCGCCCUUCUUGACCCCGUCACCGUCGACCGACUUCUGUCCCGGCCACUUCUCGCAGAUGCCGCUAUUCUUGUCCCGGCCGAGCCUCAAUUGUCCGGAGCAGAGUAUCGAGAGGCUUUUCAACGGCGAUAACGUUCCUCGAGCCCAUCAAGAGAAAGACGGCACCGGUAGCACCGGUGUCGUACUGAGGCGCAGCUGGAGCGAUCCGACCAGUUAUUUCAGCGAGGAGAUCAGCACGCCUAGCAAAGACUUCGGCGUGAUCGGUGACAGGGGACAGGCGGAGAGCGGGAAACGUCGAACGCUGUGGCGCGGCGACUCUAUCGGUCCAUCCGGUAUGGACGUGAACGGUACCGUACAGUCGCCGAAAGAGCUGGAGGUCUCGACGGAGAUCAUCACGUCGCCGAACGGCCACAGAGAUUUGGAGAUAAAGUUUUACUCGCUGUCGCCGAACGCGCCGAUAUCGGAACAGAAGAAAUGUAUCUUCGCGGAGGAGGUGGACGAGGACGAGGAAGAUUUCAGCGAUAUUUGGAGCUACCACGAGUCAAAGCUGCAACAGGAUUUCCGCACGUUGCUGCAAGCGGAGGAAUGAACACGGGAUCCGAGAUUCUCUUUCGAUGUGUCUGCUGGUCCGACUCGUUACGGUGCAAAGAGAGAACAUUUUCGCGUCUGUCCGUGUUUGCGAACGUUCCUUCUUCUUCGAUUCGCGUGCGUGCGUACACGCGAGGCUAAAAGAAGAAGCAGAGUAGCAGGGAGCGUGAACACGUCGACUGUGCGAGCGAGAGAGAAGGAGAGAAAGGGAGACGCGUGAGUGCGAGCGAAAGAGAGGUGGCCCUGUAGAUUCAAUUAGUUCGUCGAUAGGGAACAAAGCCGAACGGACUUGCGUAGACGCGUGCGCGACCGCGUGAGACGAAAACUGCUCGAGUUUCGAACGGUAGCUAUCCGUUUCUGCGAAAAACCUUCGCUCCUUUCGUCCGAAGUAACGCGCGUCGCUGUAAUUAUAUCCUACUUCCAUCUCUUCCCUUCCUCGGUUUUGUUCCCGCGAUGACGCCCUCGUUGCCAGCAGUCCUGGGUGAAACGACGAACAAGUGUAACUGACGGUAACGAGCAAAGCUACGUGUCGAACGAUUCUUCUUCCUAACGGUGUACGUUGUAUACACGUAGUAUACGUGAUGUGCGUGCACUCGUGAAGCACGCACGAGAGUAGGUCUAAAGGAUCGUACCUUGAUGUCGGGAAUACACGCGGUCUGCUUAUCGAUGACAACAUGCUACUAAUAAACGGUGGUUGGCUCGUGUCGUCAAGCGAAUCGACUCAACGAUAAGGCAGGUGUGUCGACUACCAGACUAAAGCUGAUCGCACGAGAGAAAGAUUCCCUGUAAUCGCCUCUUUUUCUCUCUCUCUCUCUCUUUCUCCUCGUCCUUCCUUUCUUUCAACUUCCUUCGCUUUCUUUCCACCGUCUCCUCUUUCGCGUCGUACGAUCUCAACCGUUGUCAACGUUUGCAACGAGAUAACGCUUCCCCUCGCUGCCAACCACCGUCACCGGAACAACUAGAGUUGUGACUGUUUAAAUCGUAACGUAGUAAUUAAACGGAACGAUGAAUCGGCCGCUGGUCGCCAAGAAAGUUCGCGUUCCCCGUUUUUCCUCUUUUAAUCACGCGAUGCCCGACAGUUUUCUCCGAUCCUCGUUACCUCUUGAACAAUUGCUUUCUCAUUGUCGAAUAUCGUUUCCUGUGUCGUCGUUGCGAAACUCGCUUUAAACCUUCGUUCCAUAAAUUGUUUGGUCUUUCGAAUACGUUCGAUAUUGUGUUGCGUACUUUGGCUACUUGAAAAGUAGAGUCACGUUUACGCGUGAACGUUAUAACAUCGAUCCGUGUUACUAUCGAGAUACUUCGAUCAUUCCUGGAACGUUUCUUGCGGUUAGUAGCGCAGUGGCUGGCAAAUAUCCCGCGAAUCCUUUGUUCCUGCAACUAAGUUCAUGAUAAACAGAAAUUCGCGGCCGGAAGGAUGGCUAACAGUUUGAAGUUGUUUCGUGUUACUUGCGCGAUUCGUGUUCGCGUAGUCGUAAAUGCGUAAAGCAUUCCUCGUGGUCACGUUGUUGCAACGUCAGUUAAAUUUUAGUUGUAUCUAUCGUCGAGAAAUGCUAAAAUUGUCUGUCCUUUGCGAUUGACACGCGAGAUUCGAAAAUCUCGUAAAUUUCACUACGUGUUCCACUUCGGUGUAUCGAUUUCAUUUUGCCUCGUAAUCUUUCAAAGUUACCAAGUUUGUCCGACGUUUGGUCGACGCUUACGCGUUUGCCUUUUGAUCUGUAGCUUGCACUCUGUACAAAACAAACAGAUUGGAAGGCAGACCUUGAUUCUAUUUUGGAAAGUGCUAGGAAGUAAGUUGGUUAACAUUGGAACUUGGUUGGAUGUUCGCUGGUCUCUGGUUCAGCCAAGACCUUUAGUAUCUUUAGCGUACAAUGUUUGUUAACGUGAAAAUUUAUCGAACAGAGUUACUCGUCCUCGUGUCGCAGUUACUUUUCACGCGACUCCACGUUAUUACAGGGACACGUGAUCGAAUAGACGCAAGACGAAACGUGGUCUCCAAUUAUCAUCGGCCGUGACCUUAAAACGUUUUAUCGUAGAAAAAAGGGCAUCGCGUGAAUUUUCGUAAGGCGUAAGACGGGGCACGGUGAAGCCAAUCGAUCGAUCACGGUUUGCGAGCUGCGCGUCGAUUGUAUCGAUCACGAGCUUCGCGUGAUUUUGUGAAACGCCGUCGCGAUAACGCUUCUCAUCCCGUGCUCGCCGAUCUUGUUUCUCGACCCAGCACGAGUCCGCGAACUUUCAUCGUUUCGUACGCGAAAUCAGACAGAAAAAAAACACCCGUCGCAUAUUUAACAAACAUACACACAUGUAUACACACACACACACACGUAUCCAUUACCCACCAUCCUCUUUCGUUUAGACUGUAAGCCUAGAUGUUAAGGCGAUUCACUUAGAUUAUCACCGUUGUCUAUAUGUGUAUAGGAGAAGUCGCGUAUUAAACGGUCCGCCUUUUAUUUACCAUUAGACUGUUAGGGGAUAUUAGAGACGAUGCGGCAAUUUCGAAGGCAACGAAAGAGCGUGCCGCGAAAAUCACCGACGACUAAUUAGGCUUAGCGCGUGCGUGCUUCGCGUCCGGGGUUCAACCAACGAGACGCGCAAUCCAAACGCGAAGAAUUAUAUUAGCAAUAUUUCUCUCUUGCUCUGGUCCUCAUCGUGCAUAGCAAGUUUUAUUGCUAAGUAGCAACAGAUAAAUAUUGAUGUUGACUCUUGUUAAAGCAGCAACAACCGCGUAUCACAUACCAAGCCAAGAGAUAAUCGUUGCUGCUUUAAUAACAUCGUCGUUCGUUGAUAUUUUUCUUCGAGUGUAACGCCGUUUGCACGGUAUCACGUUCGCUGCUGUGUAACCAAACGCGUGUCUUACCCUGCCUGUAUAGUGUUCACCAAUAAAUUCGCCACCACGUUCUUCCUUUAUUUUUCAAUGUAUCACGCAUUCUUUUCUUUUCUACCGAGCAGUGCAUCGUUCGUUGGCAGCGUCCGUGGAGAAACGAUCGGAUGCCACUUGCAAUCCGCCUUUCCGGAAUAAAGGUUUUUCGCUCGAGAACGCAUCACCGUCGCCGCCAAUCCGGAUACAUGUUGCGGAACGAGUUCGUAGUACGAUACAGCUUCGACGAUGAUACCGUUCGCCCCUCCGCCCCCGAAGUUUGUUCAUUUAUUGUUUUCACAAACGAUGAACGGAGGAAAAUUUAAUUUAUUUGCGACGAAUCGUCGAGUCUCUUUUUGCUUAUGGAACAGUGCCGUGGUAUACAAACCUGGUGUCUCGUAUACUAUAUGAAACGUUCGAAGGCUGCAGCUGGAGAAACGAAAAUUGAUAAAAACGAUUCGAACGUAUCGAGAUGAAAAAAGUUGCCUGUUUCGUUUUGUUAAACGAUGCCGCUGUUCAGACCGGGAGAGAUAAGAACUUAUAUUUGACGUUCAGCUUUUUUUUUUUUUGUAAAGAUUCUAUCGCGGACGAAUCGCAAUUGACGAUCGGCGAAACGUACAUUCGACCUUACUUUUAUCGAUCGUGACGGAGUUUCGACGAACGCUUUUUUUCCCGUUUUAUUUUGCUUUUUGUGUUUGCUGAUUGUGAUCAUUUGCCAAUCGUGCUUUACGCUAUUUGAUCUCUGGAAGAAGAAAGAGAGAGCGAGAGAGAUUCGAAGAACGUCGAAAAAAUUUUCACACGGAUCGCGCGUUGUUUUUUUUUUUUUUUCGUUAGAAUUAUCGACAUUUUUGUUUCAUGGAUUGUUGACUCGAGUGGAUUCGCUCUUUUUUUUCUUUCUCUUCUUUCGAAAUUCGAUCCUUUCCGCUCUCUCCUUCUGGAUGUAUUUAUUUUGAACAUCGCCGUUUGACGAUACAAGGUAUUGUGAUAACGAAACGAUGAUACACUCGAUUCUGCUUCGUCGUCCAGACUGAUCAACGCCGGUCAACCAAUGUCGCUAUAGUGCUGUACCGCACUAACUCAAAUUACAUUGUUUGAGAAGUUCAAUAAAAGAUGUCUUUGAUUUAAUUUUGCA
This is a messenger RNA of Bombus impatiens (common eastern bumble bee), 6319 nucleotides long. RefSeq lists its product as uncharacterized. Lineage: Eukaryota; Metazoa; Arthropoda; Insecta; Hymenoptera; Apidae. The transcript is spliced from 2 exons. Bases 424 to 2334 code for a protein of 636 amino acids. The record is from RefSeq and is a predicted model, not a curated record.